AUGUCCGGUAUUGAGAUCAAGAAAAUUGAUGCAAAUUGUACGCUAUUCGUAUUCACCAAUGGUUCGUUAACUGUCGCCAUUCGACACGGUGAUAUUGGCAAAGAAAUAUGCGAUGCGCUUGUUAAUUCUACUAAUAAAUACAUGAAUCCAAAUGGAGGAGUUGAUAGUUCGAUUCAUAUCAAGAUGGGUCAGUUCUAUACAGAUCAAGUUGUUUCGAUUCACAAAGCUAUGGAAGAAAAUGCCUGUCCUGUUGGACAAGCGCGAAUAUUUAUUGCGAAGUUUGACUUGAAAGAGACAGAUGUGCCAUUCGUAAUCAAUACUGUUGGUCCGAUUUAUACUGAAGCCGAAAAGGAACAUGUUACUUUUAUGUUAGCAUCGUGUUAUAAUUCAUCGUUAACACUUGCAAAUAUCUAUCAGCUAACUUCAAUUGCCUUUCCUGCAAUAUCAUGUGGAGCGAAUCGCUUUCCUCCACGGGAAGCAGCGCGUGUUGCCAUUGAAUCUGUACGACAGUUUUCAUGUAACAUAAAAGAUGUUCGAUUUGUCUUAUUCGAUCGACCAGUGUAUGACGCUUUUCUUCGAGAAUGGACAAAAUAUGCGCAACAAGUUAAUAACGAAACGCACACGACGAAUUCUUUAUUAUCUAUGACAAUAUCAACGGAACCAAAGCCGGCCGGUAGAUAUUGUGUAAUUUGCAAAGAACAACGAUUACCUAUCGAUCGGCAAUUGUUAUGUUCAACUUGUUCGGAACUGACACGCUCAGAAAUCUUCAGUCGAUUUCUAGCAAGAUUACGUAUCGCUGCCGAUAUAUCUUACAAUGAACUUGUUCACGAAUGUGAAGUACUGAAACCGAUCUUAAGAUCUUACCCACUUUUCUACACUCCGAUAAAAACAUUCGAUGCGAAUAUUCAUAAGCGUGACAAUGUCGCUGAAUAUUACUUGAAUGAUUACUGUACAAAGAACUUUCAUAACUCAAAACCGAUUGCCGUUGUCGGUGAUGGAAAUUGUCUGUAUAAUUCACUCGUUCGAUUGGUUGAAGCUGGUGGAACGACAACGUUAGCAGCGGGAACAUCUGCGUUAACACCAGUCGAGCUUCGCGCGAGAAAUAUCGUGGAACUCAUUCUUAACAUUCGAGUCUAUCAAGCUCAAUACCAACAUUUAUCAGCCGUGUUGGGAAAAUUUGAACAAUAUGCAACAAAAGAAAUGGUUCGCGAUUCAACUCUCGUAUCUGCUUGGGAUCUCCUCAGUCUUCCAACUGUAUUAAACAUUAGCAUCACAUGUGCCUAUCCGUGCGUUAAUGGCGAAAAAGAUCUCGAAUUUAUAGUGCUUAACAAUGCUCUUUUCAUACCAUUAGUCAAGGAUAAUAACACUAGUCCUAAAUCGGCCGAAGGAACAGAAGCGUCAUCUGAAUCAAUCGAAAUUAAACUACUUUUUUCGCAUUCUCAUCGACCUAUUAUUAACGCUUCACCAAACAACAAGAAAAAAUGGGUACCAAAUCAUUUUGUACCAUUACUCGGUUUGAAAUAG
Molecule: messenger RNA, 1524 nt
Organism: Adineta ricciae
Lineage: Eukaryota; Metazoa; Rotifera; Eurotatoria; Adinetida; Adinetidae
Source: the annotation of a GenBank genome assembly